AUGGAUAUGUCUCAACAUGGCCGAAGUGGUUAUCGGCCCUUCUUCUUGUGCCCGAUCUCGCUCGAAAUCAUGGAGGAUCCCGUCACAGUCGCCACCGGUGUCUCGUACGACCGCCGCAGCAUCAGCCGUUGGCUGGCCGACCACGACACUUGUCCCGUCACUAACCAGCGGCUUACGGAUCUAACACUCACCCCCAACGCUACCCUCCUCCGCCUCAUUCGUUCCUGGUCCACCACCACGACGAUCGCCGCCUUUGUCUCCUUCCCCGAGAUAUCUGAGAUUCUGCGAGACCUCCGUGACCGGUCCGUUCAUUCCGACGGCAAAUUGAGAGCUCUCAAGAAGAUCAAGACUCUGCUUCUCCGCGGCGCUGAUGCAGGCGGAUGUGUAGAUACAUUACUUAGCAUGGAGGAAGCGGGGGUGACGUCUCUCGUGGCCUCGUUGCUGAUCUGUGAGCCGUCAUCAUAUUUGGAAAUCACCGACGAGCUCAACGUCUUAAUCGACGAGGCGGCCGUCACGCUGCACCUCCUCAAGCCGUCGUCGGAGACGCUCAAGGUGGUCUCCGAGCGCAACGAAGGCGAACUCAUCGCUUCCCUCGCUUCUCUCCUGCAACGAGGGUCGUACCAGGGCAGAGUCGGCGCGGCUCUACUCCUCAGUUCGAUAUUCGAGGUCGUCGGAGAGGAGCUCAAGUCCCGGUUGCCGUCCGACGUGAUCGAGGCCGUCGUGGAGGUGCUGAAAGACCAGAACGCGAGCCGGAGGACGACCAUGGCGCUCCUCACCGUCCUCCUGGAGGUUCUUCCGCGGGGAGAUAAUCGGUGCAAGGCGGUAGAGACAGGGCUGGUGGACGUGAUGGUGGAGCUGCUGGUGGAGGAUGGCGCGGUGGACAAGAGGAAAUGUGAGGUAAUGCUGGCCGUGCUGGAGAAUAUGUGCCGCACGGCGGAGGGGCGGGCGGAGCUGGUGGCGCACCCGGCGGGACUGGCGGCGGUGGCGGCGCGGUUGGUGGGGGUGUCGAGCGAAGUGACGGAGUGGGCGGUGAGGGUUCUUGUAUUGGUGUGCAGGAAUUGCGGCGGCGACGCCGUGGCGGAGGAGCUGAUGCAGGUGGGAGGAGUGACGAGGCUGUUCGCAAUGGUGCAGAUGGAUGGCGACAGGAUGACCAAGAUGAUGGCGAAGAAGAUUCUCGCCAUGCACAUGAAGAAGUGGAGCAAGUCUCCUUGUUUCCCUUCCUAUUGCUUUCCAUGA
Messenger RNA from Zingiber officinale, 1236 nucleotides. RefSeq names its product E3 ubiquitin-protein ligase PUB23-like. The transcript has a single exon. Gene Ontology annotation, molecular function: ubiquitin protein ligase activity. The record is from RefSeq and is a predicted model, not a curated record. Gene Ontology annotation, biological process: protein ubiquitination. NCBI's taxonomy places the organism in Eukaryota, Viridiplantae, Streptophyta, Magnoliopsida, Zingiberales, Zingiberaceae. The coding region runs from base 1 to 1236 and encodes 411 amino acids.